AGAUAGAGUGUGCAGGCUUCAUAUCAGAACAAGACAACCUAUAGGCUAAAUAUCACAGAUAAAAUUAAAUAAUGCUCCUCUUACUCUUUGUCACUGUUUGUGGAAGUAGCAUCGGCGUGGAAAGCCUCCCAUUGCCCGACUCUGGUCCAUAUUUGGCAAAUGACUGGGGAGAAACCGUCCGGUUCCGACAUCUGUAUGCAGCCAGGCACGGUUUACAUCUGCAAAUAAACGCAGACGGGGAAAUAAGUGGAUCGUACAUGCAAAGUUCGGACAGUUUGGUUGAGAUACGGCCGGUGGAAACGGGCUGUGUUGCCAUUAAAGGGGUUGCAAGCUCCCGAUUUCUCUGCAUGGACAGAAUGGGAAAAUUGUAUGGAUCGCACACUUACACCAAGAAGGGCUGCUCCUUUUUGGAACGCAUCAUGCCAGAUGGCUACAACAUCUACAUCUCAAGCAAACAUGGAGCCCUUGUGAAUUUGGGUGGUGCUGAAAGCAAGUUGCACAAUAACGACAGGACUGCUGCAUCUCAGUUCCUGCCCAUGGUCAACACACUUUCUCAGGAACCAACCAACCACCGUUCAGGGGAACAACACUUUCCCGUUGACCCUGAACAGGACCAUCAGUUGGACCUUGAAAUAGACAGUAUGGACCCUUUUGGAAAGAUCUCUCAAAUUGUGAUCCAGAGUCCCAGUUUCAACAAAAGAUGAGGAGUGAACAAUCACUUGUGAAUGUUCUACGGAAACGACCCAGAGGUUGACUGUAUAAAAUCAGUCCUGCCAUAAACCAGAACACAGGGCCAGACUUUCAGAAAGAGACAAUGUUAGAAAGUCCAGUGAAAGCAAACGGCACACUGGACACAGUCACGGGACAAAUGUAGUGUUAUGGACAGAAAAAACUAAAUCACUACAUAUGUUGAAGCUUGUUGAAAGAUGAACCAUAAUGGUGCAACACCUGCAGCUUGAAUUUAUUUAUUUUUUAAUGUGUUUGUGAUGAACUUGCUUUAAUUAUUGUGCAAAACUUUAUAGCUAAUAAAGUAUUUACUAGACAAAUCUAGAAUGCACGAACACUAACAACACACACACGCACACACACACGCACACACACACACACACACACACCUUGAAAUAUACAGUUAAUUGUUCUUAAAACUUAUUUCUUAUAUGCUAAUGUGGUUCAAUAGUUACUUGGCCAAAAUAUACAGCAAAUCACAACUUAUAAGACAGCAGUGUUUCAUUCUUAAAUAUACUGUAAGCAGGAUCCUCAACUACUCUAAUUCAAAUUGUUGAGAACUUUGAUAUGGUUUGAUAUUGUUGACUGCAUGGUACUUCCAUAAAAUACGGAUGUAUUGUAGUAAAGAUCUGUGGGCCUGAAAAACAGCAGAAUAUAUUACAGCCUGUCCUUACAUGAUGCCCUUGAACAAUAUUGAAAGGAACGUUUUGUAACGUUGUGACUCCCUCUA
Molecule: messenger RNA, 1456 nt
Organism: Sinocyclocheilus grahami
Lineage: Eukaryota; Metazoa; Chordata; Actinopteri; Cypriniformes; Cyprinidae
Gene: fgf19
Product: fibroblast growth factor 19
Exons: 3
Coding region: 72-704 (210 amino acids)
Biological process (GO): fibroblast growth factor receptor signaling pathway
Cellular component (GO): extracellular region
Molecular function (GO): fibroblast growth factor receptor binding; growth factor activity
Source: RefSeq, a predicted model, not a curated record